Acyrthosiphon pisum (pea aphid) is the source of this 532-nucleotide messenger RNA. Its product is annotated as death-associated inhibitor of apoptosis 1-like. NCBI's taxonomy places the organism in Eukaryota, Metazoa, Arthropoda, Insecta, Hemiptera, Aphididae. The transcript has a single exon. Gene Ontology annotation, cellular component: cytoplasm; nucleus. The record is from RefSeq and is a predicted model, not a curated record. The coding region runs from base 118 to 513 and encodes 131 amino acids.
AUAAUCCGUUGUUAAACCAAGUUAUGCUUUUUAUUUUAUUGUCUUGUUUCACUUAUACAUAUAUUUUUUAAGUAAGGAUUUUCAAUUAAAUUUUUUUCUUUAAAAUAAAAAAAAAACAUGAACUUUCAAAAAACUACCAGCGAUUAUUCUUCAUUAGUUUCUUUAGUACGAAACCAACCAUAUCCAACAUAUCCGCAAUAUGCCACAUUCACAUCAAGAUUAAAAACAUAUAAUUUAUUUCCGCCAACUAUACCUCAAAACAAAUAUGUAUUGUCUGAAUGCGGAUUUAUAUAUACAGGGGUUCAAGAUAUUGUUGAAUGCUUCUCUUGUGGACUUGUAUUACAUGACUGGAAGAAGGAUGACAUUCCAUGGAUUGAACACUCGAGACAUAAUUCCAAAUGUAUUUAUGUAUUAUUAUCGAAAGGUAACCACUUUGUAGAACACAUAAUAACCAAAUGUGGAAGAACCAAAUGUAAUUGUGAAACUAAAUAUGCCACUCGCUCAACUGCUUAAACGUAUGAACGAUAAUAAA